This is a messenger RNA of Folsomia candida, 1168 nucleotides long. It is a transcript of the gene SelT, whose product is annotated as thioredoxin reductase-like selenoprotein T1a. Gene Ontology annotation, biological process: cell redox homeostasis. Bases 1 to 576 code for a protein of 191 amino acids. The record is from RefSeq and is a predicted model, not a curated record. Gene Ontology annotation, cellular component: endoplasmic reticulum membrane. Gene Ontology annotation, molecular function: thioredoxin-disulfide reductase (NADPH) activity. NCBI's taxonomy places the organism in Eukaryota, Metazoa, Arthropoda, Collembola, Entomobryomorpha, Isotomidae. The transcript is spliced from 5 exons.
AUGGCGGACGAAGGAGGAGGAGAUAAUCCUCAAAUACCAAAGUCAUAUAUAUACAUUUUUAUCAUCCUUAUUCUAUUUGUGGCUCGAGAUUUCAUGAACACACCGAUGAGCUCGACGACCAAGGGGGACGGAAGGUAUCAGAACGUCUUUCAACAGUUUAGCCAAUUACUGUUGCAAAGACAUCCUGAAAUUCUUAUCGAGGGUGAAAACUAUCCUCCUCUACCAAUUAAGAAGCUUGGUGCUCAAAUUAUGUCAAUUGCUAAGUUUGCUUUCCUUGGCUGCUUGUUUAUGGGGACAAAUCCGUUCCAAAUUCUGGGAUUGGGAGGUUACGCAUUUUGCCUUAAUUUGUGGACGUGGAUGCAGUCAAAUAAAAUUUACGCUUCAUUAAUGAUUUUUUUCCUGAGUAAUUUCGUUGAAAAUCAACUAAUAUCUACCGGCGCGUUCGAAAUAUACUUUAAUGAUGUCCCUGUUUGGUCCAAACUUCAGACGGGCCGUAUUCCUAGUCCUGGAGAGCUAUUUCAAAUUGUAGAUAACCACAUGAAACUUGUAAGCACGAUGGAUGGGCUACAUUUAUAGAGUAAUUUAAGCUAGAUCACCAACAAAAUAUAGAAAUUAAGUUUCCCGUGUUGUGAUAGUAUACUGAACCAAAUCAACUGAUAAUAGUUUUACCUUAUCGUAAAAUUUUAUAUUGAAUCAAUGUGAAGAUUUAUCCACUGUAAUAUGUUUUUCUUUAUGUACUAUUUUUUGUAAAGCUUUGGAAACUUGUAAUGUAGGGAAGAUAGUGUUUUGUGAUGCUCAUUUUAUUGUGACUGCCCUACUUUGACGAAAUUAAGGUCAAUACAAUUUCUAUCUCAUGACAGUAAAUCCCAAAAUCAUCUGCGGAUGAAGGGUUUUACUCGAUUUACUUUUGGUAGAAAUUCUUAAACCUCUAUUUCAGUAUGCAGGCGGUUUUAAUAAUUUGUAAUUGGGUUGCAAUUUGUCAUCUGAACAACCCAAAUUCACAAACUAACUACUUGUUUUAGUGCUGAGUGGAACAUGUGUAUCAAUGGGCUUAAACUGAUAAUAAUUGUUAUUGUGAAAUUAUGGUAGGAUCAAAUUAUGUAAAUGAAUGAAUAAAAAAAUGGAGGAAAGGUGUGUAUAAACCUUCCCAUGAACGAACAAGAAAUAA